AUGCUGAAGAUUUGGGCUUUGCAGCUGGCCCUCAGCGCCGGGGGCCUGGCAUCGCCGCACGGUCAGCAGCCGCUCGGGAACGACCCUGCGAUACCAGCUCCAUCGACAGUGGCGGGCACAAUAUCGAUGGCCUUGUUUGCAACGCUCGAGCGCCUCGCCCGACUCGUCGAUAUCACCUACUGCAUUGGUACCACCGGUGUGAGCAAGCCCUUCGAAUGUGUAUCCCGCUGCAGCAACUUCCCAACUCUGUCACUAGUCACAACCUGGAACACUGGGGCACUCAUGAGCGACAGCUGCGGAUUUAUUGCCGUCGACCAUGGUGUACAACAACGCGACACAGCGACUAGCAACUCCAUCUACACUACCGGAGGCCCUGCUAUUGUUGUAGCCUUCCGGGGAACAUACAGCAUCACUAAUACCGUCGUGGAUCUCAGCACCGUGCCGCAAAAGUACGUCCCUUAUCCCUCCCCUGACAACGGCGGAGAGGACCCCCCAGAGAAACCCGAGCAUGAGUGCACCAACUGUACCGUCCACAUGGGAUUCUUGGACUCGUGGAAGAACGCGAGAUCCCUUGUCAUCCCGGAACUUCAGCAGCUCCGGACCCAGUACCCAUCGUACCCGAUCCAGCUCGUCGGACACAGCCUGGGUGGAGCCGUUGCCUGCCUCGCGGCCCUCGAGGUGAAGGUCUCACUGGGUUGGGAGGACGUGGUGGUGACAACUUUCGGUGAACCCCGGGUCGGGAAUUCCGGGCUUGCUCGCUUCGUCGACGAGGUGUUCCAUCUGGAUGGACAGAAGGACCUGGAAGAGCGCGCAUACCGACGCGUGACUCACCAGGAGGACCCGAUCCCGUUACUCCCACUGGGUGAAUGGGGUUAUCAGUCACAUGCUGGAGAGAUAUUUAUUUCCAAAAAGGAUCUCUCGCCCUCAGAAGACGAUGUACAUGUGUGCAUUGGAGAUUACGAUCCAAAGUGCAUUGCUAAAGAUGACGAUAAUAUGCUGGAAUAUAUGCGUCACCUCCUCAGAUUCAGGCACGCUGCCUCUACAUCCGAUGAGUCAAUCGAGGCGGAGCUAUUUCCAUCGAGGUUUAAGCUGUGGCAGCUCUUCUUUGCGCAUCUAGACUAUUUUUGGAGACUGGGGCUCUGCGUGCCAGGAGGGGACCCGGCCAACUGGGGCCGAAACCCGUAUGGGUUCCCAGGACCGGAUGAACUAUGA
Ilyonectria robusta is the source of this 1212-nucleotide messenger RNA. RefSeq names its product Alpha/Beta hydrolase protein. The transcript has a single exon. The record is from RefSeq and is a predicted model, not a curated record. Bases 1 to 1212 code for a protein of 403 amino acids. Gene Ontology annotation, biological process: lipid metabolic process. NCBI's taxonomy places the organism in Eukaryota, Fungi, Ascomycota, Sordariomycetes, Hypocreales, Nectriaceae.